Molecule: messenger RNA, 3847 nt
Organism: Alosa alosa (allis shad)
Lineage: Eukaryota; Metazoa; Chordata; Actinopteri; Clupeiformes; Clupeidae
Gene: eif5b
Product: eukaryotic translation initiation factor 5B
Exons: 24
Coding region: 53-3751 (1232 amino acids)
Molecular function (GO): GTPase activity; translation initiation factor activity; GTP binding
Source: RefSeq, a predicted model, not a curated record
GUGAGCCAAGCUAUCGGUUUGCAACGAGGAGGCAUAUUGAAGCUCAGAGAGAAUGGGGAAGAAACAGAAAAAUAAAGGCGAGGACAGUGCCAAAGAUGACAUUGACAUCGAUGCCCUGACUGCUGAGAUUGAGGGAGCGGGAGCAGCUAAAGACCAGGGCAAAGGAAAAGGCAAAAAGAAGAAGGGCAAACAGAAAGAAGAGUUUGAUGAGGAUGACAUUCAGAAAGAGCUCGAGGAGCUGUGUUUGGAAACGCAGGGAGGAAAAGCCAACAAAGACGCAGUAAAGAAAUCUGACAGCUUCGAGGAAGACGAGCCUGUGGUCCCUAAAGAGAAGAAGAAGACGCGCGGAGGCAAGGGCAAGCGAGCCAGCCUCGAGGAUGAGGAGGGUGAUGAGGAAGCUCCGGGUGCGGCUGGCGUGGGGGCGGACGGCGGGCCCCGGGGUCAGAAGGCGGUGGCGACAACGGCUCCUGCUGCUGCUGCUUCUGCUGCUGCUGACGACGACGACGACUCGGACGACGAGGGCUCGCGGACGCGGCAGAGAGCCAAAGGCGGCAAGAAAGGCGGCCGCAAAGCAGCCUCGGACUCCGAGGAGGACGAGGACAACGGAGAGUCCCAAAAAGAUGGAGGAGGAGGAGCAGGAGGAGUAGGAGGAGGAAGCGGAGGAGGUGGCGGCAGCAAGGGAGAGGACGGCGAAGACUCGGACGAAGGAGCCCAGGUGAGGAAGAAGGCCCAGAAGAAACAGAAGGGGAAGAAGGCUGCGGACAGCGACGAGGAGGACGAGGACGACGGCACCUUCAAGGUGAAGACGGCCGCGCAGAAGAAGGCGGAAAAAAAGGAGCGCGACCGCAAGAAGAAGGAGGAGGAGCGCGCCAAGAUGAAGGCCAAACAGGACGAGGCCGCCGCCAAGAAGGCCGACCCAGACGCUGGAGAGGUCAAGAAGGGCGAGACGCCGUCCGAAGCCAAGUUGCUGGAGAAGGCCGUGUCUGAGGAGAAGGACGCGGCGGAUGCCAUGGGAGAGGAGGAGGCCGAGGGAGACAAAAAAAAGAAGAAGAAGAAGAAGGGAGAGAAGGAGAAGGAGGAGAAGAAGAAGGGUCCCAGCAAGGCCACGGUAAAGGCCAUGCAGGAGGCGCUGGCCCGCAUGAAGGAGGAGGAGGAGCGCCUCAAGCGCGAGGAAGAGGAGCGCAUCAAGAGGAUGGAGGAGCUGGAGGCCCAGAGACAGGAGCAGGAGAGGCUGGAGCAGGAACGCAAGGAGAAGAAGAAGCAGAAGGAUAAAGAGAGGAAGGAGAGGCUGAAGAAGGAGGGCAAGCUUCUGACCAAAGCCCAGAAAGAGGCGCGCGCGCGAGCCGAGGCCACACUGAAGAUGCUGCAAGCGCAGGGUAUUGAGGUGCCAUCCAAAGACUCAUUGCCAAAGAAGAAGCCCAUCUAUGGGGACAAGAGAAAAAAGAAGCCUGUUUCUCAGACUCCUGAAGAAACCUCUGAGGUGACUUCACCUACACCAGUAACGGCAGAGCCUAUCACAGUCGAGAAGAUGGAGGUGGACACGCCCAAACUGGAAGCAGCAAAGGAACCGAAGCCAGAGGCUGCAGACGUGGAUGACUGGGAGGCCAUCGCCAGUGAUGAAGACAAAGAGCUGAAGAAAGUUCACAUAGAGGUGAAGGAGACUCAGCCGCGGAAGACGGCAGCACCACAGGCUGAGAACGGCAGCGAGGAGGAGGAGGAUGAGGAGGAUGACGAUGACGAUGAAGAGGAGGAUCAGGAGGAUGAAGAGGAGAGUGAUGGGGCUGAGGAGGAGAAACCGGCGACGCAGGCGACGCAGAGUGCCAAGAAGGCGGAGAAAGAGCCAAGCUCGGAUUCGAGUAGCGAGAGUGAUUCUGAUGAUGGGCGCACCAAAGAGGAGCGACUCUACGACAAGGCCAAGAGACGCAUCGAGAAACGACGACAAGACAACCUGAAGAAUAUUAACCUGGACAAAUUGAGAGCGCCGGUUAUCUGUGUCCUGGGCCAUGUCGACACAGGAAAGACCAAGAUCCUGGAUAAGCUGAGACACACCCAUGUGCAGGAUGGUGAGGCGGGAGGAAUCACCCAGCAGAUCGGUGCCACCAACGUUCCACUGGACACCAUUAUGGAACAGACCAAGAUGGUCAAGAAUUUUGACAAGGACAACGUCAAGAUUCCUGGAAUGCUUAUCAUUGACACGCCUGGUCACGAGUCCUUCAGUAACCUGAGGAACAGGGGCAGUUCUCUGUGUGACAUAGCCAUCCUGGUGGUGGACAUCAUGCACGGCUUGGAGCCCCAGACGCUCGAGUCCAUCAACCUGCUCAAGGAGAAGAAGUGUCCCUUCAUAGUCGCCCUCAACAAGAUCGACCGUCUGUAUGACUGGAAGAAGAGUCCUGAGACAGACGUGCAGACCACUCUGAAGAAGCAGAAGAAGAACACCAAGGACGAGUUUGACGAGAGGGCGAAGGCCGUGAUCGUGGAGUUCGCCCAGCAGGGUCUCAACGCCUCCCUUUUCUACGAGAAUAAGGACGUCCGCACCUUUGUUUCCCUGGUACCUACUUCUGCCCACUCCGGUGACGGCAUGGGCAACCUGAUUGGCCUGCUGGUGGAGCUGACCCAGACCAUGCUGGCACGCCGCUUGGCACACUGUGACGAGCUGCGGGCACAAGUCAUGGAGGUGAAAGCCCUGCCUGGCAUGGGCACCACCAUCGACGUGAUCCUGAUCAACGGGCGACUGCGUGAGGGUGAGACCAUUAUCGUGCCCGGGGUGGAGGGACCAAUCAUCACCCAGAUCAGGGGUCUGCUACUGCCCCCACCACUCAAGGAGCUCAGAGUCAAGAGCCAGUAUGAGAAGCAUAAGGAGGUGUGUGCGGCGCAGGGUGUGAAGAUCCUGGGGAAGGACCUGGAGAAGACGCUGGCAGGUCUGCCCCUGUUGGUGGCGCACAAGGACGACGAGGUCCCCGUCCUGAGGGAUGAUCUGAUUCGGGAGCUGAAGCAGACGCUGAACUCCAUCAAGCUGGAGGAGAAGGGUGUGUACGUCCAGGCCUCCACACUUGGCUCCCUUGAGGCUCUGCUGGAGUUCCUCCGCACCUCCAAAGUGCCUUAUUCGGGCAUCAACAUCGGCCCGGUGCACAAGAAGGACGUGAUGAAAGCCUCCACCAUGCUGGAGCACGACCCACAGUACGCUGUGAUCCUGGCCUUUGAUAUUAAGGUGGAGAGAGACUCGCAGGAGAUGGCCGACAGCCUGGGUGUGCGCAUCUUUAGCGCCGAGAUCAUCUACCACCUGUUCGACGCCUUCACCAAGUACCGGGAAGACUACAAGAAGCAGAAACAAGACGAGUUCAAGCACAUUGCUGUUUUCCCAUGCAAACUGCGAAUCCUACCCCAGUUCAUCUUCAACUCCCGAGACCCUAUCGUCAUGGGUGUGAUCGUAGAGGCCGGGGUCAUUAAACAGGGAUCGCCACUCUGCGUGCCCAGUAAAGGGUUUGUAGAUAUCGGCAUCGUUACCAGCAUCGAGGUAAACCACAAAGGGGUGGAGAGUGCCAAGAAGGGCCAGGAGAUCUGUGUGAAGAUCGAGCCCAUUCCGGGCGAGUCGCCCAAGAUGUUCGGCCGACACUUUGAGGCGACCGACUUCAUCGUUAGCAAGAUCACACGUGCAUCCAUCGACGCGCUCAAAAACUGGUUCCGUGACGAGAUGACAAAGUCCGACUGGCAGCUCAUCAUGGAGCUUAAGAAGACCUUUGAAAUCAUCUGAGCACAGGAGAAAUGACUGUCCGCGUCCACACACACACACACACACACACACACACACAGGCAUACACACACACACACACACACACACACACACACA